AUGAAACUCGCCGCAAUCUCCAUUCUCGCGUCCCUCGCGGCAGCCAGGCCGAUCACCGGCCCUGCCUGCAUCGAAGACAACGAUCUCAUCAACAAGCUCUCUGCAUAUCAAAUCAACUCCGACAACACCUCUGGCCAAAGCUGUCCCGAAUUCCGUUCACGGCUUGCAGAGUCGGUCAAGGCUUCGGCUGCUCGGGCGAGCGGUGCAGAGGCGGAUGAUCUCUACGGCCUCGCUGGAUGGAUUGAGGCUCUCAACGGCUAA
Trichosporon asahii var. asahii CBS 2479 is the source of this 261-nucleotide messenger RNA. RefSeq lists its product as uncharacterized. The record is from RefSeq and is a predicted model, not a curated record. The transcript has a single exon. Lineage: Eukaryota; Fungi; Basidiomycota; Tremellomycetes; Trichosporonales; Trichosporonaceae. The coding region runs from base 1 to 261 and encodes 86 amino acids.